UAUGUGUUUGUUAUGUAGGUACCUAGGUAGGUAUGUACAAUUGUACACGUUAGAAAGUCGCAAGUCAGUGAUUUCAUCUUUAUUGAUACGGAGACUAGUUAAAAGUGGUACGUUUGUUAAUAAUUUUCAAAACUUGAUUUAUAUGUCCUAACUUUAUUUGAUCAUGACUAUUCGGUUACGCGCGACUAUGAUUUAAAGCAAAGAAGAAAUACACUAUGUUUAAUCAUUGAUUAAGAACAUUAAAGGGAAACCUCUGUAAAUAUGUCGCGCGAAGUAAAUAACAGUCUUAAUCUAUUGAUUGAAGGUUUGGGUUUAGAUUCAGAGGGGAAAGAUUUCUGUGACUUUACAAUAGCAGAUCAAAACUCAGUAGCAGAAUCUCAAGGAAUUACGCCUACUACUCCAUCUAAUUUCAAACCGGUACUUGGCGGCAACGUCACCUACGUCGUUGCUUGUGUUAUUAUAAACGAGUUCAAUGAAGUACUUAUGAUGCAAGAAGCAAAAGAAAGCUGUGCUGGGAAAUGGUAUUUACCUGCUGGCAGAAUGGAAAAAGGAGAAACAAUUGUACAGGCUGCCGUAAGAGAAGUGUUAGAGGAAACUGGUCUUCAGUGUGACCUCAAAACUUUACUUGUUGUAGAAACCGCUGGGGGUUCCUGGUACAGGUUUGUACUUACAGGAGAAAUUAUUGGAGGUGAAUUGAAAACACCAGCAAGAGCUGACAAAGAAUCAUUACAAGCUAAAUGGAUAUCUAGUUUAGAAGAAAUCACAUUAAGAGCUAAUGAUAUCAUACACCUAAUUGAAAAGGCUAAGCUUUAUAAACAAACAAAGCCUAACAAUUGGCAUAAAGAAAUUUUGCCUGCCUCCACACCUCAUACAAAAGAUUUGCUCAGGUUAAUAGUUGUGAUAAAAAAGAGAAGUACAAACAGAUUACAUGUACUACUUAGUGAAAAAACAUCAAUACAUUUCCCAACUUCUGAAAUAAAUCCUAAUAAAAGUCUACACUCCACUUUACGAAGAUUUAUGGUUGAAAUGUUUGGAGCAGAUGUGAGUCAACAUCGACCACUUGGUUUGCUUAAUGUAGAGGCAGAUCCAAGUGCUGAUGGGUGUUGUCUCACACUCCUAGUUGCAUUUAGAUCUCCUCUUGAGGAAGUCCCUCUUAUCGGUAAAUGUGCUUGGCAAGAAGUAUCCCAAGAGUUGGAGAAAAAGCUACUUAUAAUGAUAACAAACAAAAAUUCCACUAUUGAGUUACAUGUUGUCCGUUAAAACUUAAACUAAAAAUAAAUAUUGGCUUAAAUUAUUACUUAUUUCCCUUAAUAAAACUAUUACUGAUUUUAUCAUAUUAAGCUACACUAUUUUUAUGUUCAUAAAAUUACAUAUAUAAUUAAUAAUUAAACUAAGUGUACUAAUCUAAUUUAACAAAUAAUAGUAUUCCGUCCAUUCUUAUAAGAUAUUUUAACUUAUUACACUAUGUUAAUAAUCUGAUACUUAAUAAAUGCUUUAUGUAGUUAUUACAUGUUUGCAUUACAUUUUAUUUUACAAUAUUAACUGACUUUCAUUAAUACUUAUCUUUUAAAGUUUAGAUUUCAAGUUCUAAUCAAAUCUGUUCUUAAAGUAUUUUAUUGGUGAAUAAAUUUUAUAAAAUUAAUCUCCAUAAGAUUACUUUUAUAAAUGUUUCCUGAUUAAAUGAAUGAUUAUACUAGUUUUAGGGGACAACUUUGAACUGAAUUUCAAAAUGGUCUUAGGCCUAUUUUUGGAAUUGGUCUAACACUUAAAGCUUUGCACAUAAUUACAUAAUAUAGUUGCUCUCCAUUACUUGAUAAAUUUUAAAUUAAAAUGCAUAUAUGAUAACCCUCAGAAAAUUGAUUGUUAUUGUUUGUGGUAAGAAUGGUAACUUAACAUAAACUCAAUAAAAUGUUAAUAAACUACUGAAAACUUGUUUAUUGUAGAUAUACUGUUAUAUUUGGAUUUUUAAAUAAGAAAUUGAAAAUAGUUAAUACUUAUAUCCAAACAUUUCAAUGAAGAUACAGAAAGUUAGACCAUAUGCAACAUCAUUGUAGAUUAAGAAAGAUGAAUAUAUUUUGAAGAUCUUUCACUAUUAAUAGUCGAAACGAGAUGAUCGAUCGUUUGUUUUUUUUCCCUACCUAAUCGUUGGUAGCCUAAGAGGCUAU
Molecule: messenger RNA, 2165 nt
Organism: Bombyx mandarina (wild silkworm)
Lineage: Eukaryota; Metazoa; Arthropoda; Insecta; Lepidoptera; Bombycidae
Product: 8-oxo-dGDP phosphatase NUDT18
Molecular function (GO): 8-oxo-GDP phosphatase activity; 8-oxo-dGDP phosphatase activity
Source: RefSeq, a predicted model, not a curated record